AAGUAAAAGCGCCGCAGCUAAUGGAUAGCGGUUUAAUGAUACUAGAAUGCUUCCGAUGUGAACAAUGAGGGUCUCUGUUGAUGGACAAAGAAAGUAGAGGUAACUUUGACACCUGGAGUUCCAGAAUGGUUUCUGGGGUUGAGUUUCGGUGCAAAGUAAAAGUUCCCACCAUCACUAACCUGCCAACUUUAAAUGAAAUUUCGUCAUCGGCUUUUGAGGGAUCAUAAAACCCUAACCUAAUCAAAAACCAAAUUGAUAUGGUCUACAAGCAACCAGUACUCAUUCUAAAAGGAACAGUUGUUGUAACAAUGUAUUGGAAGCUCUCGUUGUCUACCGAAAUCCAGUAAAAUUCGAAUUGAUGGAGUUUUGGUUCUGUCUCGCCAGCUAAUUUAUUCAACCUUCGAAUAGUCAGCGUGGAACUCUUUCCUUUUACUGCGGCUCGACCAAUCAAAUAUUUUUUUAUCGAUAAUCAUUCUUUUUAAAAUCAUGUCAUGUAAGGAAGUCGCUCAUAUUUGUUAUUUUAGAUCAGUUAAUUAUCUAAAGACUAGUGAAACCAAAUUUGUGUAAUUGCAUUAUUUUGUGAUUAACACCUAAUGUUAUUUUUGACCUGAUUUUUUAAUUGUAUCCUAACGUUUUUGUUGCAUUUUACUUGUAGUAUGACUUUUUACACGAAAAGCAAGUUAUUGCUGAUUAUGAUGAGUAUUUCAACGCAAAGAAAAAUUUGGAUGAAACACUGUCCACAUCAGUGUAUGGAAUUCCACCAGAUCAAUCUAAUCCAUUACAGGAAAGCAAUGAAAAGGGCAUUGAAUUACCACGCAGUUUUCAUUUCUCUGAUCCUCAGUCACGUUCUUCAAAUAAUUCGUGUCCAGCUUCAGUUAUCGGAACACCUCCACCUGCUGCUAGUCAUCUUGUUUCCGGGAAAGUUUUAGAACCUAGCAUAAUAGAUAGUGGAGCUUCUAGCCAAUUAUGUAAAUCAGAACAGAUGAAGGUUUCGGAUAAUAACCCUGAAUGUUCUAGUUCAGAGUUAAUUUAUAUGAAACCAGGCUCUUCUACUAGUUCCACAAUUUGCACAUACUUAAAAGAUUUUGAUAUCCAACCUGACGACCCAUUCACGAUGACUGAACUUAAAACAAUAAAUGAACUUGAAGAACUUAGGGAAAUUUUAAUGCAUGACUCUAUUUCUAGUUCCUGUCAACCACAACCUUAUCAUUCGACAACCAAGGAUAUAAUAAGUAAUCAUAGUGAAGGUUCAUCUGUCACCAACUCUUCGAAUACUCACUCUGUAAAUUCAGAAAAACUGAGUUAUCCUUCUUUUUCUAGUUCAAAAAACAAACACGAAACUUGCAAAUUUCCAGAAACAGCUAAUUCAUUUCAAAACAAUUUUUGUUUCGUAAGUAAUCAUAUAAGUGAUCAUCAAGUUCAAACACGUGCACAAGAUGUAGCUAUCUCAAAUGGCCUUCAUAAUUCAUCUGGAUUUGGUAAUGCACCGACAAGGUUUACAAAUUUGUCUAAGCCAUUUGUAAAUUCCUGUGUUCCAUAUAGCAUAAAGUCGAUUGCCUUCACCAAUCAACCUCAAGCCUUCGGUAGUAUCGCUGAACAAAACGGUCUUAUAAAUACUGAAAAAUGUCAAGACAUGUUUAAAAUCUCCACUAUUGGUAUAAGAACACCUGAUCCACAUCAUUCUCAAAUAAAGCUUUUAGAAAGUUUGUUAUCGUGGGCAACAAAUUGUGGUUUUUCUCAUUCUCAUACUCGUCGUCUCUUAGAAUUAGGACUACAGAAAAGAGCCUUUACAUGUCAAAAUCUUGAGCAGAACAAAUUGAUCUUGUUAAAUCUUCUUCAUACCUUCAACUCACUAUUGACAACUUUCUCAACUAAUCAAAAUUCUCAGAAGCUUAGUGAACAAUCAGCUCUUUUGAUUACAGUUACACAUCCUAAUAAUCUACUCAAGGCACAACAAUUGGCUCGCCUAGUUAUUUAUCUAGAACAGAGAGGAUUCUCACAAGAUAUGAUCUAUCGUUAUAUACAAAAUCCUCAUUCCAUGGAAAACGAAGAAGUGGCCAAAUUUCUCAACGAUUUAACAACACCUGCCAGUACUGUUCAUCAAGUCAGUCCUAUGAAUUUUCCAUCAUCAAAAUCACUUAGCAUGAAAUACCCAGAAAAAUGAUUGUGAAGACGAUGGAAAGUAUUCUUUCAUUUUCUGAUGUUCAUUGUUUUCAAUGAAAUUUUUCUAAUAUCAGUCGUGUACCGUACUACUAAUGCUGUGAUCACUAAAGCUUUUCAGAUUUCUUAACAGCCAAACAUUUCGUUUUCUUCCAUAUAAUAUUUGUACUACUUUCGUAUUAUAUUCCCAUUAUGUUUGCAGAUAAUAAAUAGUAAUGGUAUAAGAAGAACGGAUCGUGUCAACCAAUUUUUUUAUCAGUUUGACUUUACUUUUUCUCAGGUUUGUGUCGAAUUCACAGUAAUUAAAACUAAGAGGCUCUGUGUGUUCACUCAUUUUCUCUAUUACAUAUGUGAAAUCUUUUGUAAUUAACUCACAACUAACUACCAGCUGGCAGUUGUUUGAUAUUUUCUUUUAAGAAUUAUUGUAUGUAGUUUCUAUUUUUAAAUAAUUCACAGAUGUUUAUUUUCAAGAAUAAACUUAUUCAAACAUUUCCUAAAAUAUCUUUCCUCAAAGAAUUUCAUGGACGCAUUUUUCGUUUGUUUCUGUGAAGCAUUUAUUCUACUGACAUGUAGAUAGCAUUAAAUGUAAUACUCUUCUUGG
Schistosoma intercalatum is the source of this 2761-nucleotide messenger RNA. The record is from the annotation of a GenBank genome assembly. Lineage: Eukaryota; Metazoa; Platyhelminthes; Trematoda; Strigeidida; Schistosomatidae.